Molecule: messenger RNA, 1960 nt
Organism: Ylistrum balloti
Lineage: Eukaryota; Metazoa; Mollusca; Bivalvia; Pectinida; Pectinidae
Product: ribosomal protein S6 kinase beta-1-like
Exons: 16
Coding region: 87-1559 (490 amino acids)
Biological process (GO): protein phosphorylation; signal transduction
Molecular function (GO): ATP binding; protein serine/threonine kinase activity
Source: RefSeq, a predicted model, not a curated record
AAGGGAAUACGUAGUACAGUAUAAGGCUACUUUUAAGAUAGUAGUUUUUGACCAAACUUUCAUUUAAAGGACACAAAUGUAGCGAUAUGGCCGGAGUUUUUGAUUUGGAGUUACACGAUACCCCUGAAGGGGAGGAGGAGAUUUCUGAUGAUGAAUUCUUUGAACCAGACGAUCAGGGAAGUCUGGCUACAAGAGGAGGAUAUGAUUUAAAUGUCGAUGGCAUGGAAACGCUGGAGCUGUCGGAGAACACAGUUAACCCAGGUCAACUGAAGGUCGGGCCUCAAGACUUUGAGCUUCUUAAAGUCUUAGGGAAAGGUGGUUAUGGAAAGGUUUUCCAAGUCAGGAAAAUAUCAAGUAGUGACAAUGGCAAAAUAUUUGCAAUGAAGGUCCUAAAGAAGGCCACGAUUGCAAGAAAUGCCAAAGAUACAGCACAUACCAAAGCAGAGAGGAACAUUUUGGAAGGUGUUAAGCACCCCUUCAUUGUGGACCUAAUAUAUGCAUUUCAAACGGGAGGGAAACUGUACCUAAUUUUAGAGUAUCUUCCUGGAGGCGAACUCUUCAUGCAGCUUGAACGGGAAGGAAUAUUUAUGGAGGACACUGCCUGUUUUUAUUUAUCAGAAAUCACACUAGCAAUAGAACAUCUCCACUCACAGGGGAUUAUAUACAGAGAUCUGAAACCAGAAAAUAUACUUUUAGAUAAUUUAGGGCAUGUGAAAUUAACAGAUUUUGGUUUAUGUAAAGAGUCAAUCAAUGGGGGUGCUGUAACACAUACAUUCUGUGGGACCAUUGAAUACAUGGCUCCUGAAAUACUGACAAGGAGUGGGCAUGGGAAGGCUGUUGAUUGGUGGAGUCUUGGUGCACUCAUGUACGACAUGUUGACAGGGGCGCCUCCAUUUACAGCUGAAAAUAGAAAGAAAACAAUAGACAAAAUUUUAAAAGCCAAACUUAGUUUACCGCCAUACCUCACAAAUGAAGCUAGGGGACUCAUUAAAAAGUUGCUGAAGAAGUCUCCAUCUGACAGACUAGGUGGUGGAGCUGACGAUUCCAAACCUUUGAAGCAUCAUGCAUUCUUUCGCCACAUUGAUUGGAAUGAGUUGAUCCAGAGAAAAGUGGAGCCACCUUUUAAGCCGUCUGUGAUGAACGAGGAAGAUGUCAGCCAGUUUGACACGAAGUUCACAAGACAGACACCAGUCGACUCUCCAGAUGACACCGUCCUCAGUGAAAGUGCCAAUCAAGUGUUUUUGGGCUUCACCUAUGUAGCUCCCUCUGUAUUGGAGGAGCUCAACAAGCCAUGGAUAGCGGAGAAGGAGCCCCGAUCACCACGAAAGGUGGGGUCCAGCUGGACUGGUGGAAUGAGCCCCCAUCAGGUGUCCCUAGUAGAAGGAUUCCGUGUAGCAUCUGAUGUCAAUGGAUUGGAUGAUCCAGAAGAUAUGGAUACCACUGCUCCUGUCGUCACAAAGAGGUCCACGUCUCCUGCCAUAGCAACCAAAAAUACUACCUACAAACAGGCGGCAUUUCCAGGAAGUCAGAAUCGACCACCACAUCUACGAAUGAAUUAAUUAAGUUUAAAUUAAGGAAUUUUAGUUUGAUUUCAUUGCCUUUUAAUGAACACAUUUAGUUAAGUCCUUUCUUGAUUAUGUCCUCUGUGAAGGUCUGCAGGUGGAGAUGUUUGGACAUAUGUAACAGCUGGUGAUUUUCCACAUUUCUUGCAAAAUUGAAUAUGACCAUAAACUGAUCGGGAGCGACGAUCAUUUCAAGAUGUCUGCUGUUUCUUCCAAGGAAUUUGCAUAAUGUUGACAGAAUUUAAUAUACCGAGCCAGACAUAUUUUUUCAUCUAAAAAAAAAUUUGAAUGAAGUCAAUUUUGAAACAAAUAUUAAUAUGUUGCCUUGUAUUUGUUUUCAAUUCUUGUGAAUCUAUAUAUUGUUUGCCAGUAUUUAUUUCAGAUUGUUUAGAAAUUAA